This is a messenger RNA of Lathyrus oleraceus (garden pea), 516 nucleotides long. RefSeq names its product secreted RxLR effector protein 161-like. The record is from RefSeq and is a predicted model, not a curated record. NCBI's taxonomy places the organism in Eukaryota, Viridiplantae, Streptophyta, Magnoliopsida, Fabales, Fabaceae. Bases 1 to 516 code for a protein of 171 amino acids. The transcript has a single exon.
AUGGAGCAUUGUGAUGCCGCCAUUGCUCAAGUUGAACCAAAGUUACAGUUGUCAAAUAAUAAGGAUGAGCAAGAUGUUGAUCCAACUCAAUAUAGGAGGUUUAUUGGAUCCUUACGCUAUUUGUGCAAUACUCUACCAGACAUGGCGUUUAAUGUCGGUAUUGUGAGUAGAUUCAUGGGGAGACCGAAGAUGUCUCACUUAGAAGCAGUCAAGAGGAUCCUAAGAUAUGUCAAAGGUUAUGUUGGCAGUGAAAUUCUCUUUACCGCAUCGAAUAUGGGCAGAAAAUACAAUUUGCUUGGUUUUAUCGAUUCUAAUUGGUGCGGAGAUAAAGAUGAUAGAAAGUUUACAACUUGGUACAUCUUUAUAUUCAGUGGAACACCAACAACAUGGUGUUCGAAGAAGGAACUGGUAGUUGCACUCUCAUCUUGUGAGACCAAGUACAUUGCCGCUUCGUUAUGUGUGCCAAGUUGUGUGGCUUAUAAAUUUAUUACAAGAGCUGGGCAGCAGUUAGGGUGA